AUGGAUCUCCAACGCAUGCGAAAGACUGCCAUUACAGGCGGCAGCAGCCUCGUCGAGCUCCCCGAAUAUAUCAUCACGUCAUUCUUGCCUGGAGCGCGACCUCUCCUCGAGCAAUAUCCCUUCCUCUUCCGCUUCUUCGGCGUCAUUCUCGCGCUGUACUACUUUGGCCCGAUCGCGCGACUAAAGUCACUAUGGACACAGUUCUCGUCCAUGAUUGUCGCCACCAUCAACGUCAGCUCCGACGAAGACCUCUUCGGCUACCUGACAUCGUGGAUAUCGGACCACCGGACCCUCCGCGCAGAUCAAGUCCUCAACGCCAUGUCCAACACGCCGCAGGACACGGGCCGGCGACGAGUUCGCCACCACGAUCCCGACGUCGAGGAAACGAAGCGCAUGAACGAGCCACCGAAGAUCAAGUACGAACAAGGCCAAGGCACGCAGUUGUUCGUGCACAAGAAGCGUCUGUUCUUCUGCUCGCGACAGUUUGGCGAGGGACACACCUACUUCGGCAACCGCUACAAGCGCAUGGAAAUCAUCUCCAUCUCGUGCCUGGGCCGGACGACACAGCCGAUCAAGGACCUCAUCGAGCACAUCUACUUUCUCAACAAGGCGAGGGAGCGCUCCCUGACGAUCAUCCGCAGACCCUACAGAGGCGGACAGACGUGGAGCCGCGUCACGAGCAAGCCACGCCGGGCCCUGGACACGGUCAUCCUCGAGCUGGAGCAGAAGGAGAAGGUCCUCGCCGACGUGGCCGAGUACAUGGACCAAGCGACCAUGACCUUCUACGCCAACCACGGCAUCCCCUAUCGGCGAGGCUACCUGUUCCACGGACCGCCGGGCGUCGGGAAGACGAGUUUCGCCCUCGCCAUCGCGAGCAAGUUCAACCUGGACGUGUAUAACUUGUCGCUGCUGGACAACGAUCUCACGGACUCGGACUUGAUUUCCCUGCUGAACCAGCUGCCUGGUCGGUCGUUGCUGCUGCUCGAGGACAUUGACACCGCGGGUCUGAAUCGCAAGGGGAAGUCUACCACAGCAGCCGCACGACGCGGCGGGGCGUCCUGGGCCAGCGGCCUCAAACGUGGCCAGGUGCCGCGUGAUGCGGACGACUACAACGUCAACGACGAUGACGAAGCCGGGACCAACUCGCGGGUGACGCUGAGUGGGUUGUUGAAUGCGAUCGACGGUGUCGCGGCGCCAGAGGGGCAUGUUUUGAUCAUGCGAAACAAAAGGACGACCAACAAACCCAACGAAUUGGACGACGCACUAGUCCGUGCCGGCCGCAUCAGUGUGCGCGUGGGGUUCAAGAACGCGAGCAAACGCCAGGCCGAGGAGAUCUUCUUGCGCAUGUUCAUCGAUUUGCCCACCUCUGCGAGCUUGCGGGGGAUGGAAGAGGCUGCUGGGCCGAGUACGCCGACCGAGGAUGAGAAGCCCAAGGAUGAGCUUGGGCUGCGCGAUGGCGAGGAGACCACGCGCUUACGGGGCUUGGCGGAGGCCUUCGCGGCACUGGUCCCGGAGGAUGACUUCUCGCCUGCAGAUCUGCAGGAUUAUCUCCUGAUGCACAAGAAAGAUCCCCAGAAGGCCGUGGACGAGGCCAAGGGCUGGAUGGAGAAGGUCUAUGAAGAGAGAAAGAGGAAGGAUGAGGAGCAGAAGGAACAGAAGGAGGCGUGGCGGGAGGAGAAGCGCAAGGACAUCGACAGGUUCAGAGAGGAGGUCAAGGCGGCAGUCAGAGGAUUGAGCUCGGAGGAGGAUGAAGCGAAGAAUGGUCGAGAGCGAGACGAAAAGGCGGGAGACGAUAAGAAGGACAUGACACCUGAGAAGGAGGACCGAGAGCGCGACGACAAGGCCUCGAGGCAGUGA
Molecule: messenger RNA, 1857 nt
Organism: Cladophialophora carrionii CBS 160.54
Lineage: Eukaryota; Fungi; Ascomycota; Eurotiomycetes; Chaetothyriales; Herpotrichiellaceae
Exons: 2
Coding region: 1-1857 (618 amino acids)
Biological process (GO): mitochondrial respiratory chain complex III assembly; protein insertion into mitochondrial inner membrane from matrix
Cellular component (GO): mitochondrial inner membrane
Molecular function (GO): ATP binding; ATP hydrolysis activity
Source: RefSeq, a predicted model, not a curated record